Molecule: messenger RNA, 1372 nt
Organism: Malurus melanocephalus (red-backed fairy wren)
Lineage: Eukaryota; Metazoa; Chordata; Aves; Passeriformes; Maluridae
Product: aldo-keto reductase family 1 member B10-like
Exons: 10
Coding region: 94-1044 (316 amino acids)
Cellular component (GO): cytosol
Molecular function (GO): aldose reductase (NADPH) activity
Source: RefSeq, a predicted model, not a curated record
CCCAGCAUCGUCCCCUGCCCUGGCCAUUGACCAGGCACUAUYAAACCAGACGGGCAAGAGGCAGCUGCAGGAAGGCAACCAGGAGUGCAGGACAUGGCAACCUACGUGCAGCUAAACACCACUGCCAAAAUGCCCCUCGUGGGACUGGGCACCUGGAAGUCCCCAGCUGGGCAAGUAAAAGCUGCAGUGAUGGCUGCCAUCGAUGCCGGGUACCGCCACUUUGACUGUGCCUAUGCAUACAUGAAUGAGCAUGAAGUUGGGGAAGGGAUCCAGCAGAAAAUCAAAGAAGGUGUUGUGAAACGAGAAGACCUCUUUGUUGUCAGCAAGCUGUGGUGCACCUUUCAUGAGAAGCAUCUGGUGAAGGGAGGCUGCCAGAAGACCCUUGCUGCCCUGAAACUGGAUUACCUGGAUCUCUACCUCAUCCACUGGCCUUUUGGCUACAAGGCAGGAGAGGAGCUGUUUCCCAAAGAUGACAAAGGCAUGGCUAUACCCAGCAACAGCAAUCUUCUAGAGACAUGGGAGGCCAUGGAAGAGCUGGUGGACUGUGGACUGGUAAAAGCCAUUGGAUUCUCCAACUUUAAUCAUGACCAGAUUGAAAGAAUCCUUAACAAGCCAGGACUGAAAUACAARCCUGCAAAUGUCCAGAUUGAAUCUCAUCCAUACCUCACCCAGGAAAAACUGAUCAAGUACUGUCAGUCCAAAGGGCUGGCUGUGACCGCAUACUGUCCCCUUGGCUCUCCUGACAGACCAUGGGCUAAGCCMGGGGAUCCUUCCCUUCUGGAUGACCCCAGGAUCAAAGAGAUUGCAGCCAAGCAUAACAAAACCCCAGCACAGGUUCUCCUUCGCUUCCAGAUGCAGAGAAAUGURAUUGUGAUUCCUAAGUCUGUYACCCCACAGCGCAUUGUGGAGAACUUCCAGGUGUUUGACUUUGAACUGACUAAAGAAGAGAUGGCAACUAUUAUGACCUUCAACAGAAACUGGAGGAUCUGUGAAAUGAAYGUAUCCAGAAAUCUCAAGGAAUACCCUUUCCAUGCAGAAUACUGAAGGUGCUUGUAAUAUGGACUUCAUCAGACCACUGCUAUCUCAUGUGCCUCUGCUCUAAUGUUGAGCUAUUUAUCGUAUCUUCUUAUUGCAUCUGCUGUGAUGCUGCCAGUGAAGAUAUGGGAURUCUAUCGCAUGAAAUUUGGUUUCUUGGAAGUCGGAAAGAGUAUUUUCUACAGCGCAAAAAUUUCUGCAGCACCAUCAUUCAGUGAUUGCCUUCAGUCUUGCUUCAGUAGAAACUAGAUGUUGACAAACUACAAAAAACACCCCAUAGAUCUACUAUUUAAUCAGAAGUGUCCUAUAUUUUAAAUAAAAUUGACUUUAAAAUGCA